Lonchura striata (white-rumped munia) is the source of this 3238-nucleotide messenger RNA. Its product is annotated as cdc42 effector protein 2. The record is from RefSeq and is a predicted model, not a curated record. Gene Ontology annotation, biological process: positive regulation of pseudopodium assembly; Rho protein signal transduction; positive regulation of actin filament polymerization. Lineage: Eukaryota; Metazoa; Chordata; Aves; Passeriformes; Estrildidae. Gene Ontology annotation, molecular function: small GTPase binding. Gene Ontology annotation, cellular component: cytoplasm; plasma membrane; cytoskeleton.
AACGGCCCCUGGAUCCCUGGAACGGCUCCUGGAUCCCUGGAACGGCUCCUGGAUCCCUGGAACGGCUCCUGGAUCCCUGGAAUAGCUCCUGGAUCCAUGGAAUAGCUCCCGGAACAGCCCCUGGAUCCCUGGAACGGCCCCUGGAUCCCUGGAACAGCUCCUGGAUCCAUGGAAUAGCCACUGGAACAGCCCCUGGAUCCCCGGAACGGCCCCUGGAUCCCUGGAACGGCCCCUGGAUCCCUGGAACGGCUCCUGGAUCCCCGGAACGGCUCCUGGAUCCCUGGAAUAACUCCUGGAUCCAUGGAACAGCUCCUGGAUCCAUAGAAUAGCCACUGGAACAGCCCCUGGAUCCCCGGAACGGCCCCUGGAUCCCCGGAACAGCCCCUGGAUCCAUGGAAUAGCUCCUGGAUCCCUGGAACAGCUCCUGGAUCCCUGGAAUAGUUCCUGGAUCCCUGGAAUAGCCACUGGAACAGCCCCGGAACAGCCCCUGGAUCCCUGCCCGGCGCUUUCCGGGCGUUUUUUCCUGCGAGCAGGAGAAUCCCCGGAUUCCCAAACCCCCGGAUUCCCGAACCUCUGGAUUCCCGAGCCCCGGAUUCCCGAACCUCUGGAUUCCCGAGCCCCGGAUUCCCGAACCUCUGGAUUCCCGAACCUCUGGAUUCCCGAACCUCUGGAUUUCCGAGCCCCGGAUUCCCGAGGCGCCGCUCCGGAGUGUCCCGGCCGGGCUCCGAUCCCUUUCCCAGCCGCGGCCGCUCCCAGCGCCGCUUCCCGGGAAUCCCGGCCCGGGAGGAGCCGCCCGACGCAGCCGCCGCUGCUUUCCCUGGAUUUCGGUUUUCUCCCUGGAUUUUUUGGCACCGCGGACACCGGGGUGUGGCCGAGGCCGAGACUUCUUCCUUCCUUCCUCAUCGUCCGGCUUUUCCUGGGAUUGUCCCGAGGGUUUUCCUGGGAAAAGGGAGGACCCGGCAGGUCCCGCAGUCCCCAUGGAAUUGUCAGCGCCGCGCUGCCCCCGCGCCGGACCCUCCGCUGGAUCCCCGAGGCUGUCCUGAGCCGGCCAGCUGGGCCGCGUGCCGGCGGCCGCCAUGUCCACCAAGGUGCCGAUCUACCUGAAGCGGGGCAGCCGCAAGGGCAAGAAGGAGAAGCUGCGCGACAUCCUGUCCUCGGACAUGAUCAGCCCGCCGCUGGGCGACUUCCGCCACACCAUCCACGUGGGCAGCGGCGGCCAGAGCGACGCGUUCGGGGACAUCUCCUUCCUGCAGGGCAACUUGCACCUGCUGCCCGGCGGCCGCGACGCCGAGCGCGGCGGGGCGGCGGCGCCGUUGGAGUCCUCGCGCGCGGCGCCGCCGCUCCAGAACGCCGUUUCGCUGCCGGCGCUCGGCGCCGCCCGGGCGCUGAGCCUGCCCGCGGCGCGGGCCCCGCCGAAACCCCCGCGGCUGCGCCCGGACGAGGCCCCGGCGCCGCCGUCGUCCCCGCGGCCCGGCGCCGGCGAGGCCGAGCCCUUCCCGGCGCACGCCGGCUCGCUGCUGUCCCUGCACGUGGACCUGGGGCCGUCCAUCCUGGAGGACGUGCUGCGGGUCAUGGACCGGCACCGGGCCGAGCGCGGCGCCCGCCCGGAGAUCCGGACGUGACGGCGCGGGGAGGCGGACGGCGAGGAUGAGGAUGGCGAGCAGGAUGCGGGGCGGUUUUCGGAUACGGCGCUCGGAUUCCGGCUCAGAUCCCAGCUCUGAUUACAGCUCAUAUUCCAGCUUGGAUUCCAACUCAGAUCCCAGCUCGGAUUCCGGCUCAGAUCCCAGCUCAGAUCCCAGCUCAGAUCCCAGUUCUGAUUCCAGCUCAGAUUCCAGCUCAGAUCCCACCUCGGAUUCCAGCUCGGAUUCUGGCUCAGAUCCCAGCUCAGAUCCCAGCUCAGAUCCCAGCUCGGAUCCCAGCUCGGAUCCCAGCUCAGAUCCCAGCUCGGAUUCCAGCUCUGAUUACAGCUCAGAUUCCGGCUUGGAUUCCAGCUCAGAUCCCAACUCAGAUCCCAGUUCUGAUCCCAGCUCAGAUCCCAGUUCUGAUCCCAGCUCAGAUCCCAGCUCAGAUCCCAGCUCAGAUUCCAGCUCAGAUCCCAACUCAGAUCCCAGUUCUGAUCCCAGCUCAGAUCCCAGUUCUGAUCCCAGCUCAGAUCCCAGCUCAGAUCCCAGUUCUGAUCCCAGCUCAGAUCCCAGCUCAGAUCCCAACUCAGAUCCCAGCUCGGAUCCCAGCUCAUUUUCCGCCUUUCCUCUCGCCGGGUGAGGGUUCACCCUCAGGGCAGAACCCCCGAGCUCUCCUCAGUGCCAGAGCUGACCACGGGAAACGCGACCCCGUGUCUGUCGGACCCCGCGGGAUGAAUUCCUCUUUUGGGAUGAAUUCCCAAAGAUUCCGGCCAGGAGGAUUUGGGGGCGCAGCGGGGUUUGUUCUGAACCGUCACGGCGCCGUCACUUCAACUCCUGCUCCGUGAAAUCCUUUGGAAAUCCCAGACAGGGCAAUCUCCCCCGGGAGAUCUCGCCAAAACUCCCCGUGGAGAAGCCAAAAGUCCCCGUGGAGGAGCAGGGCUCUUGUUUUAGGAACUCAAUCCACGGAGGGGCCAAAAAACCCCUCUGGGGCCGGCAGGAGCAGGGCUGGGCUGGGAAUCCUCGAGGAGACGCAAAACCAACCCAAAAUCCCGAUCCGGGCCGACGGAUCCGCCGCCGACUGUUUGGGAGCGGCGGGAACGGGGAAUUCCAGCUGGAUUUUGGGGAACGGGACAAAAACCCAGCUGGACACGCUGCCGGUGACGGGGGGGAUUCGCGGGGCCUCCUUGCCCAGGCUCCUGUCACAAAUUCCAUCUUUUCCCGAUUCCGGGGAGUUUGAGCCCAGAAUGAGGCCGGGAUCCCCCCAGGGCAGAGUCGGGCCCCUCCUGACCAGCGAGUCUAAUUUAGAUUAUCUGACUAAUGACUCAUUAGAUUCUCCUUAACGAACCCUUGUCCCGCCUCUUCCUUCCCCUCCCCCUCUGCGUCGGUAAACCCGAACCGCUUUUGGUGCAAACACCCAGAAUUUGGGGAUAAACCCAUUUCCCAACGUUUUCGUCUGUAAAAUAAUUAGCAGACCGAGGUUGAUUGGGCUCGAUCAGGUUUAAUUUCUAUUUGGUCCAACUCUUCCCUGCUCUGAACUCUUUUCUCCCCCCACACUCUGUCCACAUUUUAUUUAUUUUGGGAUUUUUCCUCGCCAAAUCAAUUCCAGCCGUUUCAGA